Glycine soja is the source of this 393-nucleotide messenger RNA. RefSeq names its product vacuolar protein sorting-associated protein 32 homolog 2-like. NCBI's taxonomy places the organism in Eukaryota, Viridiplantae, Streptophyta, Magnoliopsida, Fabales, Fabaceae. Gene Ontology annotation, cellular component: multivesicular body; cytoplasmic side of plasma membrane; ESCRT III complex. Bases 1 to 393 code for a protein of 130 amino acids. The record is from RefSeq and is a predicted model, not a curated record. The transcript has 3 exons. Gene Ontology annotation, biological process: late endosome to vacuole transport via multivesicular body sorting pathway; vesicle budding from membrane.
AUGGAUCAUGUAGACGGUCUUGAAAUGCUGGAGAAAAAAGAUUAUGUGUUUGAUAAACAAAAAUGGGGAAGAGGAAAAUCCAAAGAAUUGGCUAGGGGAAAUAACAAAAGGGCUAGGAAAAUUGAUGCUGUUGACAAGACGUUGGAUGAGAUCAAUGAACAGAUUGAGAACAUGAGAAUGAUUCAGGAAGCCUUGUCAGCUCCAAUUGGUGAAGCUGCUUAUUUUGAUGAGGAUGAAUUGGAAGCAGAACUAGAAGAACUGGAGGCUGCUGAGUUUCAUCCAGCAACUACAGCUCCUGCAGCCACAUUGCUGGUCCCGGCCCGGCGACCACCUACUCGCCCUGUUCCUGUGGAAGAUGAAUUGGCAGCUUUGCAGGCUGAGUUGGCAAUUUGA